Molecule: messenger RNA, 1325 nt
Organism: Pocillopora damicornis (cauliflower coral)
Lineage: Eukaryota; Metazoa; Cnidaria; Anthozoa; Scleractinia; Pocilloporidae
Product: coiled-coil domain-containing protein 152
Source: RefSeq, a predicted model, not a curated record
AUGGCCACCAGCGGGAACUCUAUUAGAACAGCCGUUGAUUUAGACAACUUAAUUAAAGAAUAUACGUAUUUUGAAAAGGUAAUGAGACACACUGCACAGGAAAACAGCUGCCUAGAGAAGGAAGUACGAUCCCUUAAUAAGCAGCUUCAGUCCAGCCAGGAGGCUGAAAAGUUGUCCAUAGAAGAAGCUGGAAAGUUCAAGGCUAUGGUAGACAAUCUUCAGAGGAUCCUUUUACAAAGAUGUGACAAAGAAGAGGAGAACGCGGAACUAAAGUCACACUUGACUGCAGUUACAGAAAAAACAGCCCGUCUUGAACAGGAACACAAAACUGAACUUUCUGAAGCACUUAAGAAUCAUAAGCAAGAGAUUCAGAGGGUUAGACAAGAGGAACUUCAACAAAAUAGGAAGGUAAUCACAACACUGGAGAAGUCCCUACAAGGAAAGGAAAGUCAAAUACAGCAACUCGAGAAGCAGCUGGCUGAUAUGAGUCACUUGCACCAAACAGAAAUAGUCAAGCUUCGCUUAGAGUUUGACGAAAAAAUAUUAAAACUGCAACGUGAAAGAAAUAAUGCCAAAGCUCAGGCUGGCCAAUCGUUUAAUGCCAACACCGACAUUUUCCGAAAGAAACUUCAGUUUGCCAAAGCCGAGGCACAAAAAGAAAUAAACUCCUUGAAAAGUCAAGUCGCCGAGCUGGAAAGAAAGUUAACGAUGCGCCAGAUGCCAGCCUCUAAGAGAAAAUUGUUCUGAUAUAUGGAGCAUACGCCGGUGAUAUCUGCAACCGUUCCGAUCAUCGACUAGGUUAUUUUGAUAACUGUUUCGAUUUGAUCUUUGAUUGUUCGAAAUUCCAAUACCUUACGUGAGUUUAACAUGCUAUCGACAAUUUCUCUGUUAUUCUGAUAGUUCGUGAGUUGCAUUAUUUUUCGUUACAGUUUAACAGAGCUUGUUUCGUUACAUUCUAUGUUAUAAUCGUUAUGAACAGCUCUAUUAGUUGGUAUCAGUGUGGUUCGAUUGGGUGUGCUUGUGGGUGUAGAAAACGGUAUGUUGUGUUCACAGAAUGGAACUCUGUUAUGAUUUGGUACCUUGUAUAAACAAGGGUUUAUGCCUUUGUCGUUUCUUUAAAAGCUGGGUGAAAGUCUUGAGACUUUGUCUCGGAUUUAUCCUCUUGGAUUAUUUUAAACUCCACAAAUAUUUCGAAAGAUUAUCAUUACUUUGUACACUACUACUAACCAAAAUUAUGUUACUUUGAUUCAUGAAUCAAAUAUUUCAGCGGUAAUGAUGCUUGCAGCACAAGGCACUCGAGACGAUGGAGAUUCUAGAGUCAGCAA